This is a messenger RNA of Coccidioides immitis RS, 1736 nucleotides long. Its product is annotated as mRNA surveillance protein pelota. The transcript has 3 exons. The record is from RefSeq and is a predicted model, not a curated record. Bases 135 to 1367 code for a protein of 410 amino acids. Gene Ontology annotation, biological process: nonfunctional rRNA decay; nuclear-transcribed mRNA catabolic process, non-stop decay; nuclear-transcribed mRNA catabolic process, no-go decay. Lineage: Eukaryota; Fungi; Ascomycota; Eurotiomycetes; Onygenales; Onygenaceae. Gene Ontology annotation, cellular component: cytoplasm.
UAGUUUUUUUUUUAAUCUCAAGGCCACUCGGCAAGCUGUUUCAUAAUUAUCAGACCAAGCCCCAAACUCCCUGACGCUCAGGCCUGUAUAACUCCCAAAUCGCAUCAAGGUGGGGUUUGGGAUUGGGGUUAACAAUGAGGCUGAUCAAACAGAAUAUCGAGCAGGAUGGCUCAGGCUCAGUUACGCUCUUCCCUGAGGAGCCAGAGGAUAUGUGGCAUGCGUACAAUCUAAUCCGGCCCCAUGACCUGCUGAAAGCCAGCGCUAUCCGUCGCGUUACGACCACCGCCACAACCGGGACAACUUCGUCGUCACGAGUCCAUCUGACGUUGCAAAUUCGGGUUAAGAGCCUGGAUUUUGACCCCCAAAGUUCCCAGCUUCAUGUAUCAGGACAGAUCGCCUCAGAGAACCCAUAUACAAAGAUUGGUCAACAUCAUACGCUGGAUCUAGAGCUCCAACGGAAUUUUACCCUUGAAAAACGCACAGAGUCAGGUGAAGUGGGGGGAUGGGACAGUGUCGCUAUCGAGAUGCUAAAGGAUGCCGUGGAUGAGGGCUACAAAAGAAGGGCGGAGGCUGUAGCAGUAGUAAUGCAGGAAGGCUUGGCAAAUAUCUGCUUUAUCGGCCAGUUUCAGACCGUCCUCAAGCAGAAGGUUGAGAUGACAAUACCUAGAAAAAGACAAGGAGGGAGUGACCACGACAAGGCCCUGGCUAAAUUUUUCCAAGUAACCCUCGAAACCCUUCUUCGCCUCCUGGACACCUCUGCAGGCUCGAUAACGUCGUCAACGACAAGUAAUGGCACGUCAACGAGGCCUAUACUGUUAGCUUCCCCUGGUUUUACUGCCGUCAGCUUCCAAAAGCACAUUCAAUCCGUGUCAUUAGGCAAGCCGGAAUUGAAGCCUCUUCUAGAAAGCAUGAUUGUAGUGCAUUCGUCAUCUGGCCACGUGCAUUCGCUGGCCGAAGUCCUCAAGUCUCCGUCGGUGCAGGCGCGUCUCUCUAAUACGAAGUAUGCCCGUGAGACAGCAAUUAUGGACACAUUUUUCAAUCAUUUGAGGAUGGACACAAACAAAGCCACGUACGGGGCUAAAGAAGUAGAAUCAGCAGUUGAGCAAGGUGCGGUUGGCCGAGGCGGUGGUAUUCUAUUAAUUUCAAACAGGCUCUUUCGGGCGCAAGACGUGCACGAAAGAAAGAGAUGGGUUUCUCUAGUUGAUCGCGUGAGAGACGUUGAAGGGGGGGAGGUCCGAGUGCUAAGUUCUGACCACGAAAGUGGGAAAAGAUUAGACGGUUUGGGCGGCGUUGCCGCACUUUUGACGUUUCCCGUCCUCGACGAUGAGAAUGAAGAAGACGAUGGCGAUGACAAUGCCGAUGGAUAGGAGAGGGGGGAGGGUUUUAGGUGCAAUGUUCAAAUAUUCGAUGAGACUUCCAAGAGGCGAUGACCGUGAUGAACAAGCCAUGGAGGCCGUUCGCCGGCUUACCGUCUACUCGCGUUUCAUCUUCUGCGGUAGCUACUAUUUUGAACCUCUGGGAUCAUACGAUGAGCCACCGCUCGGACCGCGAAGAAGCUGGUCUUCAAUGCAGUGAAAAGAACAUAACUACAUUAUGCAUUUAUUGGAUAAAAAGGGCAUUAUUCAGGACACAUAUUUAUGAAGUGAAGAUCCUGUGCCUAAAUGCUACUCAGUAAAUGCGGGAUUCAGAACAGUCGGGAAUUAUUAGUAUCCAUGAAAAAGCUUCCAACAGCCAGA